Messenger RNA from Darwinula stevensoni, 597 nucleotides. The record is from the annotation of a GenBank genome assembly. Lineage: Eukaryota; Metazoa; Arthropoda; Ostracoda; Podocopida; Darwinulidae.
AUGCUGGUAACGUACGACUCCAAGACGACCUCUCCUCACCCCGUCUACCGUAAGCUCGAAAUACGGUUAACGGUAAAUGAAGUUAUCACAUCCAUUGAGGAUCAGGUGAUUGGUGGCAAGCAAGAGCUCCAGGAAAGAAAUGAUGCACUCCUUACGAAGCUUCUUUCCAAGGACCCAGGCAUAUGGGUCCCCAAGUUCCACGAGGCACUGAAGAACAUGAAAAGAAUAGAUAUCUACCGUUUUUUGCAAGAGGUCAAGGGGCCAUCUCAUGGUAAUCAGGAUACCCAGUUUCAACAGUCUGCAUGUGUCGCUCAGCCUUCAGAAGAGACCAACAAGAGAGUCAAGGUGAGAGUCAAAAUGGAAGCUAUGUCCCCCAGGCAUCGGCAACUCACUGCCCAGAAAGCACAAAACAUUGAUUCAGUGUUGAUUCAGUGUGGAUCCAAUGUUUCACUGUUGACGGAGGAUGUCCCGUACAAAGAGUGCGAGGACAUGGAGACUUGCAGUAAAAAACCUCAAGUGGAAUGUUUCAAGAAAGAUGGGAUCAACAUCCUCAAGGAUAUCAAGGUUGGUGUCAGGAAUACAUACAAGCCUAAAUAA